Pygocentrus nattereri (red-bellied piranha) is the source of this 1322-nucleotide messenger RNA. Its product is annotated as inhibin beta B chain. Gene Ontology annotation, biological process: SMAD protein signal transduction; BMP signaling pathway. The record is from RefSeq and is a predicted model, not a curated record. Lineage: Eukaryota; Metazoa; Chordata; Actinopteri; Characiformes; Serrasalmidae. Bases 162 to 1322 code for a protein of 386 amino acids. Gene Ontology annotation, cellular component: extracellular region. Gene Ontology annotation, molecular function: cytokine activity; growth factor activity. The transcript has 2 exons.
GUCCGUGACUCCCGCUGCGUUCAUUGGCGCGUCCCUCAAGCGUGUCACAACUUUUGGUGGAUUACCCCACUUCGCUCGCGCCUCGGACAGCAGUUUCUCUUCAGCGCAGCGUCCCUCCUGCUCCUCGAACUUCCCAACAGCUAAGCGAGCGAGGCGGCGACAUGCUCUCUUCACCGCUCCGCGACCUCCCUCUCCCCGGUGACCGGGCACACGGCGGCCUGGCGUCCGCGCUGCUGCUGCUCAGCGCGCUUGUACAGCUCCAGGGGCUCGGGGGGGCGGGUGCCGCGUGCUCCUCGUGCUCCGGGCCGACACCGGACGGCUCGGAUGAGAGUUUCCUCAUCGAGGCGGCCAAGAGGCAGAUCCUGAACAAGCUGCACCUGCGCGAGAGACCCAAUAUCACACACACUGUGCCACGCGCCGCGCUCGCCACCGCGCUGCGCAAACUGCACGCGGGACGCGUGCGGCCGGAUGGCACGAUCGAGCUGGACAACGGCGCUGCGAGCGCGCGUCUCAACGACCAGGCGUACGAGAUAGUCAGUUUCGCAGAUACGGAUGACAAGGGCUCCAGUGGCAUCGACCCCAGCCUGUCCUUCCAGUUCCUUCAAGAGCGUGGGCAGAGUGUGCAGGUGCUGCAGUCCUCACUGUGGUUGUACGUACGUCCGGCCGACGGACCACGCCCAGUCGCUCGUGUCUCCGCCCAGGUCUACCUGUCAGGCACAGGACAGGCCGGUAACCGCACCCUGCUUCUCCAGCGAAGCGUGGAGGUAGCACGAGGUGGCUGGCACACCUUCCCUGUCACCAGCACCCUGCAGGCCUUCUUGGACGGCGGGCAGCGGCGCCUACAGCUAGAAGUGCACUGUGAGGAUGGGGGCCAGAACCUGUGCAGCCAGGGCAAAGCAGACACAUCCCAGCAGCCCUUCCUGGUGGCGCAAGUGCGUCUCCGUGACGAUGAAUCCAAGCAUGCCCUGAGCAAGCGAUCACUGCGCUGUGGUGACGACGUCAGCGUCUGCUGCAAGAAAGACUUCUACAUCAAGUUCAGAGACAUUCAGUGGCAGGAUUGGAUCAUUGCGCCUGAGGGCUACCACAUGAACUACUGCAUGGGCCAGUGCCCGCAGCAUCUGGCCGGCUCACCGGGUAUCGCGUCCUCCUUCCACGCCACCGUCUUCAGCCAGCUGAAGGCAAAUGGCAUCCACACAGCUGUCUCAUCGUGCUGUGUGCCCAUACAGAGACGUCCACUCUCUAUGGUCUACUUCAACUCGCAGCACAGCAUCGUAAAGACUGACGUCCCAGACAUGAUCGUAGAGUCCUGUGGGUGCACGUAA